AUGGCGGCAGUGUUGCAGCAAAUAUUAGAACGUCCUGAAAUAACAAAACUUCCGAAAGCCAUCCAGAGUAAACUGGAAAAGUUUUUGUCUGAGCAGCAAUGUGAAAUCGAUUCUCUGAAAGCCCACCAGGAGCAAUACCGAGUGGACAGUGAACAACAGUACUUUGACAUAGAGAAGCGCUUUGCAGAAAGCCAGGAUCAAUUUGUGUCACAAACACAGGAACAUCAGAGACUCAAAGAGGAGUUCAGCAAGCUCGAGGAUGAGUUGAAAUGUUUACGGGAAAGGAACAAGGAGUAUGAGACUUCCCAGGAGAAACUGGAGGCGCGGCAGAGCCAGCUGUCAAAAGCCAAGGAUGAUCUCGAGGUGGAGAAGCGAGAGCUGGUUCGGACCCUGGAGAGGAGGUCCCAGGAGCUGGAGCAUCAGAGCGAGGACCUUAAGAGGCUAAAUGACAAACUGAUGGAGGUCAACGCAGCAAAACUAGAGCUGCAGAUCAAAGUGGAUGAGCUGGAGGCUGCAGAAGUCUCCAUAAAGUACAGGGAGAAGCGUGUGGAGCAGGAGAAGGAGUUGCUUCAGGGUCAGGUGACCUGGCUGAACGCGGAGCUGAAGGCCAAGAGCGAGGAGCUGUUGGCUCUCUCCCGACAGAAGGGCAACGAGAUCCUAGAGCUCAAAUGCAGCUUGAGCAACAAAGAUGACGAGGUUACCAGAUUACAAGAGCAGCUUGCCAGUCAGAAGGGAUCCAAUGAGAAUCUUCAGAAACAAGCAGAGGAGCUGAUUAGCAAACUGAAAGAGGCCAAAGAACAGCAAACCGGUAUGGAGGAGAAGUUUCAGAAUGAGCUAAAUGCUAACAUCAAGCUCUCAAACCUGUACAAGGGAGCGGCCGCUGACUCGGAGGCUAAAAGUGAGGAGCUGAGCGGAGCCGUGGAGGAGCUUCACAAACUCCUGAAGGAGGCAGGAGAAGCUAAUAAAGCUCUGGAGGCGAAGAUGGCAGAAAUGGAUAGCUCCAAGGAUAAACUGGUGGUUGAGUUGAAGGAGAGAGUCAGCAGCCUGGAGAAAGAACUGGACAACGCCAACGAGCUGCUCUCAGACACCAGACAUAGAGCCGCCUCUGUUCUCACAGAGGAGCAGUUGACCACCAUGUCUCCGACCGCCGCGGCCGUCUCCAAAAUCAUCAAACCUGGCAUGAAACUCACAGAGUUGUACACAGCCUAUGUGGAGUCACAGGAGCAGCUGCAGCUGGAGAAGCUGGAGAACAAGAGGCUGAAUAAGUAUCUGGAUGACAUCGUGCAGGAGGUGGAGGCCAAAGGGCCCAUCCUGAAGAGACAGAGGGACGAACACGAGCGCAUGCAGAAGUCCGUGGCCAGUCUGUCAGCCAAACUGGAACAAGCCGUCAAGGAGGUGCAUCGCUUGCAGAGGGAGGCUGAUGAAGCCAACAAGCGCGCAUCUCAUUUGGAAAGAGACAACCAGAGGUUUGAGGUCCACCAAGCUGACUUGGCUCAACAGGUGCGUGUAUUGCUGAUUGAGCUGGAGGAGGCGCGCGGAAACCACGUCGCCAGGGACGACGAACCCGUGUGCUCGGCGGACGUGAGCAGCACGUCCGAGGUGAUCUCGCAGCACCUGGUGACCUUCCGCAGCGUCGAGGAGCUCCAGCAGCAAAACCAGCGCCUCCUGGCGGCGAUCCGAGACCUCGGCGAGGCGCAGGAGGCGAAGGAGCUGGAGGCGGACUCAGCCAAGUGUGCAGAGUUGGAGAAGAGUCUGGAAAAAGCUCAGAGUGAGCUGGAACAGCUGAGGGAACAGCGCGCUCAUCAGAUGCAGCUGGCCGAAUCCAUCGUCCGCCAGAGAGACAUGUACCGUGUCCUGCUGGCCCAAGCCACCGGAGUCAGCUUCCCCCAGCAAGGAGCAGCUUCCGAGGAGUUCUCCCUGACCUCCACCCCUCGUCGGUCUCCUGCAGUCACGCCCACCGCGGCCACACCCACCGGACUGGUCGCCAUGGAAUCCACUGAGACCGUUGAAGCUAAGGCCGCCCUCAAACAGCUGCAGGAGGUGUUUGCGGGCCUUAAGAAGGAAAAGGCGGAGAGUGAGAAGGCUCUGACGGAGCAAAACGAGAAACUGCAGGAGCAGGUUUCUGAGCUGCGCUCCCAAAACGCUAAAAUCUCCACCCAGCUUGAGUUUGCCUCCAAACGGUACGAGAUGUUGCAGGAUAACGUCGAGAGUUACCGAAAGGAGAUUGCCUCUCUCAGAGAAAAGGGUCAGAAGCUGACGACCACGGCCCAGAAGAACGAGCAGACCAUCCACACGCUCACCCAGGACCUGCAGGCAGCCAAUGAGAAACUGUCGAUGGCUGAGUCUCAGGCAGAGAGCCUGCGUAAAGAGAGGGACAUGCUCAGGAUAGCAGAGUCCAGACUGACCCAGGAGAAGGAAUCCAUCCUCAGUCAGCAGCGUGGACAGAACCUGCUGCUUACCAACCUCAAAUCCAUACAGGCCACUCUGGAACGGUCUGACACUGAGACCAGGCAGCGUCUGAACGCUCAGGUCGAGAAGCAGGAGAGAGAGAUCGCUCAGCUCCAGAAGAGACUGGAACACGAAGUCGAGCAGAGACACCUCCAGAGCCGUAACCAAGAUGUACAGGUGCUGGAUGCUAAGAAACAGCUGGAGGCACAGGUUGCUCUCCACCAGAAGACCAAGGAGCUGCUGAGUGCUGCCCAGUUGGAGCUCAACACCCUCAGGCUGCAGCUGAACAGCGGAGAUGGCCGCAUGUCCUCCCCCACCGCCCAGGGCGCGGCCUUCAGAGGUCAGAACGGCUCGGAGACUGACGUGGAGGAGCUGCGUGGCCGUCUGAGACAGGCGGAGGCGCAGGCGGAGGAGCUGGCCGAGCGACUGAGGACAACCGUCGCCAGCAUGGAGCAGUACAGGACCAUGAGCCUCAGCCUGGAGGAGUCUCUGGAGAAGGAGAAACAGGUGACGGAGCAGGUGCGCUCCUCCAUCGAGGCCCAGAUGAGGGAAGCUCAGGAGCAGCAGCGGCAACUGGAGCAGAAGCUUCUGGAAGUGGAGAAGGAGAAACAGGGGAUGCAGGAGGAGAGCCGCAAAGCCGUGUCCGCAGUGGAGCAGCAGAUGACUGAGCUCAGGAGGAAUCUGACCAACGUCCAGACUGAACUACAGGAAGCCUUGCAGAGGGCAUCAGUCGCUGCCUCCCAGGAACAGCAGGCUAUCUUGGACUGUCAGCAGCAGGUUAAGCUGGCCGCCGAGGCCCAGGAUAAGUACGAGCGGGAGCUGAUGUUGCACGCGGCUGACGUGGAGGCCCUCCAGGCAGCCAAGGCUCAGGUCCAGCAGGCAGCCCAGCUCAGACAGCAGCUGGAGGAGAGAGCUCAGAGAGCCAGCGCCCAGCUCAUGGAGGCCCGCAUUUCCUGGGAGGAACAGGAAAAGAUACUCAAGGAGGAGCAGGGUAAGGUGACGACAUGCUGUGAGGAGUUGCAGAGACAGAACGAGCUCCUUCACGAGCAGGUUCAGAGCCUGAGCAGUAAGAUGGCCACCACCCUGCAGCAGGCAGCCAAUGAAAGUCCUCUGAACGUCUCCCUCAGCGAGGAGGGCAAGUCCCAGGAGCAAGUGCUGGAGAUCCUCAGGUUCGUGCGGCGGGAGAAGGAGAUUGCUGAGUCCCGGUUCGAGAUGGCCCAGGGUGAGAGCCUGAGACACAGACUGAGAGUGGAGCAUCUGGAGCGGGAACUGAAGGAGCUUCAGGACAGCCUGAACGCUGAGAGAGAGAGGAUGCAGGUCACUGCGAAGACUCUGGCCCAACACGAUGAACUGAUGAAGAAGACCGAGACCAUGAAUGUGCUGGUGGAGACCAACAAGAUGCUCCGUGAGGAGAAAGAGAAGCUGGAACAGGAGCUGCAGCAGACCCAGGCCAAGGUGCGUAAACUGGAGUCAGACAUCUCGCCCAUGCAGGAGUCCAACGCGGAGCUGAGCGAGAGGAGCGGCAUGCUGCAGGCCGAGAAGAAGCUUCUAGAAGAAGAAAUCAAGCGUUGGAAGGCCAGAACGCAGCACCUGGUGAGCCAGCAGAAGGACACAGAUCCGGAGGAGUACAAGAGACUCCACUCCGAGAGGGAGGCUCACGUCAAACGCAUCCAGCAGCUCACGGAGGAGACGGCACGCCUCAAGGCCGAGGCCGCGAGGAGCAGUGGCGCGGUGACCACGCUGCAGUCUCAGCUGCAGGCGCUGAGGGAGAAUUUGGGGAAGGUCUCCACCGAGAGAGACAGCCUGAAAAAGGAGGUGGACACCAAGGCGGCGGACAUCCAAGAGAAACUGAAGACCAUCACUCAGGUCAAGAAGAUCGGACGCCGAUAUAAAACCCAGUACGAGGAGCUCAAGGUGGAGCACGACAAGGUACGUUCCUCAGCCUCCACAGCUCCAACUCAGAGGGGCCCGCAGGCUUCAGACCAGGAGCUCCAGUCUCUCCGAGACUCUCUCAGCCAAUCAGAGACCAGGAUCAGGGAGCUGGAGAGUCAAGUGGAAAACCUGAACAAGACGGCGUCUGAGCGGGAAACUGAAGCGAGGAACGCGCAGGAGCAGUCCUCCCGCCUGCAGGGGGAGCUGUCUCGACUGAGGCAGGAACUGCAGGAGAAAGGCUCUCAGGAAGAGCAGCUUCGACAGCAGCUGGCCGAGAAGGAGGAAAAGACCAAGAAAGCCUUCCUGGGGGCCAAGCAGAAAAUCAACCAACUCAUCGCGUCUAAGGAUCAGUUGGUGAAGGAGAAUGAGGAGCUGAAGCAGCAGAGGGAGGAGCUGGAGGUGAGAGUCAGUGCCCUCAAGUCCAACUACGAGGGACGUCUCAGCCGGCAGGAGAGAGAACUGCGAGACCUCCGUGAGCAACAGGAGAGACACGGCGAGCAAAGAGAUGAGCCGACAGAACAAGCCCCCAGCAAGCAGAGAACCGUGGAGCAGAGACAGAUCACACUAAAGACGACCCCAGCCACCGACAGAGGAAGUACCAGCACCUCUGAGCCACCCACUGCCAACAUUAAGCCCACUCCGCUGGUGGCCACCCCCAGCAAGCCUCCUGCCAUUCCCGGGAACAAGCCGACGCCCAGGGCCAGCAUUCGCCCAAUGAUCACCCCUGCCCCGGUGCCCACACCCACACCCACGGCCACCGUCAUGCCCACCACUCAGGUGGAGACCCAGGAAGCGAUGCAGUCAUCAGAAGGUUCAAUGGAACAUGUGACCGUGUACGGAAGUGCCAGCGGUUCCGUGCGUUCGACCAGUCCUAACGUUCAGACAACACUGGCCCAACCAAUGCUGUCUGUCCAGCAGAGCCAAGCCACCGCGUUCGUCCAACCCACCCAGCAACAGAGCCUGCCCCCUGCCGAGCCGGCCAAUCAGGAACAGGCGGCUGCCGUAAUGAUGGAGGCAGCACCCAGCUCACAGGUGGAGAGGCCGUCUACGUCCACAGCUGUGUUUGGGACAGUUUCGGCGACGCCCGGAAACUCCAUGACCAAACGCCCACGGGACGAGGAGCAGGAGAGCGCCGCGGCUGACACGGAGACCACGCAGGAAGACCCCUCCGACCCGCCCAACUCCAAAAAACUCCGUAUCCAGAGAAUGGGCGUGGAGGAGGAGAUGUUGGCCGAGGACAGCACUGAAGCCGAGAGCGUGGUGCCAGGGGAGAUGCAGGAAGCACCAAACGCCAGCCAGGAUUUGGAGGCCUAUCCCACCCUGCUGGAGGAGGUGGAGGAGGCGGGGGCUUCUCAGUCAGUCCCGGUCGAGCCAAUGUUAUCUCAGCCGUCCGACGCCUCGCAAGCACACACGCAAGAGGAGCCUGGCCACACCCAGAGCGUCAUAGUCAUCGACAGCGACACGGACAGCGAAGAGGAGCAGGAGGAGGAGACCGACGAAGAGGAGGAAGAGGAGCAGGACUAUGAGGAGGAGGAAGAGGAGGACGAUGAGGAAGACGAUGAAGACGAUGAUGGUGGGAUUGGAGAGGAGGGAGAGGAGAGCAACGAGGGAAGCGGGAGUGGAGACGGCAAUGAGGCGUAUGAAGGCGACGACACAGAGGGUGCUGAUGUGACUGAUCCAGGCACUGAGACAGAGGAGAGUCUUGGAGCGACAGACUCCACCCAACGCAUGGCCGACUCUCACUCCGUCAGUGUUGAACGUGACGUGGUGGAGGCUUUCUCAACUGAACCACCAGUCACUAGUACAGGCCCCCGGCCUUCACAGUCGCCACGGAGACCGCCACACCCCUUACCGCCUCAUCUCAAUAUCUCAGCCCCGGCCACUCACGAACUGGGCCCGCCAUCGCAGGUCCCGCGAGUCCCUGCAGGACGAAGUGUUCAGGUCACCCAGAGCAUGUCCAGCAGUACGCAGCAGCAGCAGCAGCAUUCAUCUGACAACGAUGACAGGAUGGUGCCCAGCACGCCCACUCUGUUUUUACCUCCUCGCUCAGACGGCUUCGGUGACGGCAUCCACUCUCCACAGGUGGCGGGAGUCCAGCGCUUCCGUUUCGGCCCCCCAGACGAGCUGCCCCACACCAGUUCCUCUCACUCUGACCUGGGUCAGCUGGCCUCUCAAGGAGGUCUGGGCAUGUAUGAGAGUCCUCUGUUUCUCACAGCCCAAGAGGAGGAGUCGGGUGGCCGGAGCGUUCCCACCACGCCCCUACAGGUGGCUGCCCCAGUGACCGCCUUCUCAGAGACGCUCUCGUCAGACGUGCCCGAGCACGCCUCGCAGUCGGUACCCAUGGUAACCACAUCCACACCGGGCCUGAGCGCUCCUGGGGGCCCCAGCGGGGGCGACGAUCGGGAUAACAUAUUCAUGGAGGCCGCAGCAGAGGGUGUGGGCUUGUCUCUGGAGCUCGUGUCCCAGACUGAGGGAUUUCAAAGGGUCAGCGAGUCAACCCAACCUUCUGACGACGCCACUCUCCCCUCUACCAGCCAGGAGCCCUCGUCCAGCUCCGCAGAUACAAGCAGUACUCAACCACCCAAAGCCAGGACUGGCUCUGGAAGAGCAUGGAUAGGAGGAAACAGACAAAAAAAGAGGGGAGGGUUCGGCAUGUCGGGGGUACGAGGGCCUCUCACCAGGUGAACACAGAGAGAGAGAGAGAGAAUACCAGAAGAGUCAUCAUCAUUCCUGUUCCCCAUGGCAACACAAGACAUUUCUGUUCCUUUCAGACUGUACCUUUAUCAUAUUUUUCUUCCUCUUAAAAGCUUUGAGAAUUUAAUCAUAAACGUGUCUCCUUUUUUUUUUUUUUAUCUGAAAUGUUUGUGAAGAGUCUACAGCAGUGUGUAAUUUUAUGGCAAAGACAAUAAAGACUGAUUGAAAA
Messenger RNA from Chanos chanos (milkfish), 7303 nucleotides. It is a transcript of the gene tprb, whose product is annotated as translocated promoter region b, nuclear basket protein. NCBI's taxonomy places the organism in Eukaryota, Metazoa, Chordata, Actinopteri, Gonorynchiformes, Chanidae. The transcript is spliced from 51 exons. The record is from RefSeq and is a predicted model, not a curated record. Gene Ontology annotation, molecular function: structural constituent of nuclear pore. Gene Ontology annotation, biological process: regulation of mitotic spindle assembly; mRNA export from nucleus; protein import into nucleus. Bases 1 to 7065 code for a protein of 2354 amino acids. Gene Ontology annotation, cellular component: nuclear pore.